This is a messenger RNA of Phlebotomus papatasi, 1440 nucleotides long. Its product is annotated as UBX domain-containing protein 1. NCBI's taxonomy places the organism in Eukaryota, Metazoa, Arthropoda, Insecta, Diptera, Psychodidae. The coding region runs from base 161 to 1162 and encodes 333 amino acids. Gene Ontology annotation, molecular function: protein binding. The record is from RefSeq and is a predicted model, not a curated record. The transcript is spliced from 2 exons.
GCCGUGCAGUGGGAAUGAGUUUCAAAAAUUCCACCGAAGAGUGCAUCUGUGGUGCUUGACACAAGAAGAAAGUGCUGAAAAAUCGUUAAAAUCCCAGAAAAUACCCCAAAUAUCCCUACAUCUAUUUGUGCACGAGAAAGAGGAUAAGCCAGAGAACACAAUGUCAGAUGUACAAGUGCUCCUGGACAUGGGAUUCUCCAGAGAAAGAAUUGAGCGGGCUUUGGCGGUGACUAAUAAUAAAGGUGUGGAGCCUGCUAUGGAAUGGUUGCUGGCCCAUGCUGAUGAUGAGUUGCCAAAUGAAGUUGUGACAAGUCCUCCAACCGGCACAGCAGAAUCUGUUCCAGCAGAGCUCCCACAAUCCACUGAGCAAGGCAAGGUGGAUGAAGCUGAAGGCAAAACAGAGGGGAAUGACGAAACUGUGGCAAAAUCUAUCAAAUGUGACGAAUGUGGACGACAAUUCCGAUCAUCUGUGGAAGUUGAAUAUCAUGCAGUAAAAUCUGGACAUUCAAGCUUUUCCGAGUCCACGGAGGAAAAGAAACCCCUGACUGAGGAGGAAAAGAAGGCACAAUUGGCAGCACUUGAGGAGAAGCUGAAACAAAAGCGCCUGGAAAGGGAGGAAAAGGAGAAACUUGAGGCUUUGGAUAGGGAAAAGACACGUAUUCGAUCCGGCAAGGAUCUCCUAGAAGCACGUAGGAAGAUGGAGGAAAUUGAGAUGGCUAAGAUAAUUGAGACGCGCAAGAGGGAAAAAAUUGAGGAGAAAAUGGCCAAGGAGAGGGUUAGAGCACAAAUUGCAGCAGAUAAGGAAGCACGGAGAGCUAAAAUGGCAGGUGAAACUCCACCAAAUCCAAGUGCUCCUGUUGUUGAACAUGCCACACCAUCGUCAUCCACAUCGAUGGGAAACACUCCACCGAAGAAGUACUCCAGCACAAAGAUUCAAAUACGCCUGCCGGACGGAAGUUCUGUGGUGGAGACAUUUGAUGCCAAGGAGCAAUUAUCGGCUGUGCGAUUGUUUAUUCAACUCAAACAGGGCAUCGAAGUCCCUUUCCGCCUAAUGACAUCCUUCCCGCGAAAGGUUUUCGACGAGGAGGACUUUGAGAAGCCACUGGAAGUACUCGGUAAGUCUAUUUCCUUUUAUUUUUCAGAGUCUUAUGUAGGUCCUUGAAAUUUACGUUGAUACCUCCAGAUUUGAUAAAAAAAUAUGAAUCUUUUAAAAUGUUACAACUUUCAAAAACAUUAAAAAAAAAAUUGUGGAGCUAUCAUUCAGGCACUGAAGUCCAAAAAAAAAAAUAAUUUUACAAUUUAAAAAGUUGGCAAAGCGUCCCAGCUUUGCGGAGUGCUCGCACUCACGAGAAAUAGCUAUUCGUGUAUUAUCAUUUCGCAUGCUUUUUGGGUAGAUACCGCUUUAAUACCGAUUAAAAAUUAUUGAUAAAUUAAAAAAAA